AUGCACACUAGCCUAGCUUACGUCUUCGACACGGGUAUGGGGAACCUCCCACUGGCAAUGGCGGACAUAGCUAAUGGGCAUGGACAAAAGCCGGUGUUUAGCAAAGGCAUCAGUCGGUUCGAUGUGCGGCAGGGAAAUCUGGGUGAUUGCUGGUUUGUGGCUGCAGUAGCGUGUCUGUGCAGUCGUCAAAAGUACAGGCCGCUGUUUGAGAGGGUGGUGGAUCCUGAUCAGAGCUUUCAGGAUGACUGGUACUCUGGGAUUUUCCGCUUCAACUUCUGGCGUUUUGGCCAGUGGAAACAAAUCAUUAUAGAUGAUCUCCUGCCUACUGUAAGAGGAAACCUGAUCUAUGCCAAUUCUCCGCAGAGUAAUGAGUUCUGGCCUGCUCUUCUGGAAAAAGCCUAUGCUAAGGUACAUGGAUCUUAUGAAGCUAUCGAAGGAGGUUUACUUUUGGACUCGCUGACAGAUCUGACUGGAGGCCUCACGGAAUCCUACAUGCUGCAUGGUCCUGAAGCUGAUGUCCCCGACGAUAUUGUCAACCUCAUACUCAAAGCAAUAGAGAGGCAGUCUAUAAUUGGCUGUAAUAUAAUGAAUUCAGGAAGGGGGAUCGAAGCACUCCGCGCCAAUGGGCUGUUGGAGGGACAUGCCUACAGUCUGACAAGCCUCAGGAAGGUUAAGCAUAGACAGAAUCAAGUGACUUUGGUUAAGGUUCGAAAUCCUCACGGAGAUCACAAAGAAUGGAACGGCAGAUGGAAUGAACGGUCACAAGAGUGGCUGCAGAUCUCUCCCAGUGAAAGAGAACAACUUGUGGUCAGUAGACCAGAUGGAGAAUUUUGGAUGGACUUUGAGGACUUUAAAGAGCAAUUUGACCAUGUCGUUAUUUGUAACUUGUCACCGGACUCCCCCGUAGAUUUUGAGAGGAAAUGGUUCUCUGUGGAGCAUCAUGGACGAUGGACAAGGCAUUUCAACGCUGGAGGGAAUCCUUCUUCUCCAACACACUGGUCCAACCCACAAUAUAUCUUGAAGCUUGAUGACGCGGAUGAUGACUACAACAAUGUGUGCAGUCUUGUUAUUCAACUUAUGCAGGUGGAUCGAAGGAAAAUCAAACGGAAGGGUAUAAAUUCAAGAUUACUGUAUAUCGGCUUCAAUGUGUACAAGUACGAAAGAGGUUACUCUGUUCCAUUGGGGAGAGAUUUCUUUCAAACUCAUUGGUCCGUCGCAACCUCUGGGCACAACCAGUAUAGACAGUGCACCAAGCGCCUUACAUUGGUGCCAGGAGAAUAUGUUGUUGUGCCGAGUACUUGGGCUGCAGAAGAAGAGGGAGACUUUUUUCUGAGGUUGUUUUUUGAGAAAGGAAAUGUUGCGGAGUAUUUAGAUCAGACAUCAGAGGUCCCAAAGAUCCUUGUACCAACUCCUGUUCCAGAGUGGAAAGAGCAAGAGGAAACCUUCAAGAAAGUUUUUCAAAAAAUUUCUGGACGUAACAUGGAAGUGAAUCCUUUUGAGUUGAUGGAGGCCUUAAAGGAAGAACUGAGAAACGGAAACAUUCUACAAGUUUGACAUCGAUCGGUCAGGGUCUUUAGAUUCCAGAGAACUGAGAUCGGCAUUGAAUGAUGCUGUGAACUAA
Messenger RNA from Aplysia californica (California sea hare), 1621 nucleotides. RefSeq names its product calpain-A. The record is from RefSeq and is a predicted model, not a curated record. Gene Ontology annotation, cellular component: cytoplasm. Lineage: Eukaryota; Metazoa; Mollusca; Gastropoda; Aplysiida; Aplysiidae. Gene Ontology annotation, biological process: proteolysis. Gene Ontology annotation, molecular function: calcium ion binding; calcium-dependent cysteine-type endopeptidase activity.